Molecule: messenger RNA, 2726 nt
Organism: Daucus carota subsp. sativus
Lineage: Eukaryota; Viridiplantae; Streptophyta; Magnoliopsida; Apiales; Apiaceae
Product: putative disease resistance RPP13-like protein 3
Exons: 1
Coding region: 50-2695 (881 amino acids)
Biological process (GO): defense response to other organism
Molecular function (GO): ADP binding
Source: RefSeq, a predicted model, not a curated record
UUUAGCCAUAUCACAAAUCACAGUUUGUUGUUUUACUCCACAGGGAAGAAUGGUUGAUGCAGCUGUAUCGUUUACCAUCGAAAAACUUCAUGAAUUUGUUUCCCAACAAGUAAACAUUAGGAUUGGAGUGAAAGAUGGUAUAGGGUGGCUUAAAGAUGAGUUAGGCUACCUGCUUAUCUCUGUAAGAGCUGCUGAAGCACACCAAGAUAAGGAUCAUAUCCGUCGAUGGACAGACAGCGUCAAAGAUGUUGCUAAUCAGGCGGUUAUUAUCCUGGAGAGGUUUAGCGCUCAACGAGAAGAACAGGCAGCAGAUGAGCAAGGUGGUGUUCUGGACUGUAUCCGGAGAUUUAUCUGUAUCUGCAAGAAAGAAGCCAAUCUUUAUGAUCUCGGUAAGGAUAUCGAGUCCCUGAAGCAAAAAAUGAUUGGGAUCAAGAGUAGGCGAGACGAAUACCAUAUCAACGACAUGAUCAUCGCCACUCCAAACGUGCAAAAGAGAAGGAGAAAAUUGCUCAGAGCAGCUUCCUUCGACCACGAGAAGGAUGUCGUUGGUUUUGGGGAUGAUGUUCGGACUUUGUUGGCUAAACUUGGUAAUGAGGAUCCAUCCCUUGGAUUAAUUUCCAUUCACGGAAUGGGGGGGCUGGGCAAGUCGACUCUUGCUAGUAAGCUGUACCACUCAAGCGAAUUAAGCCAUUUUAAAAGUCGUGCUUGGGUUUGUGUCUCUGAGGAUUAUGACAUCACACAUGUUCUGAGGAAGAUAAUAAAGUGUUUUGAGGUAGAUGGACAAGAUUCGUUGAACAAAAUGGAAGAGGUAGAGCUGUUGCGGCACCUGCGAAAGAUACUUCUGCAAGGUGAUCACUAUCUUGUGGUGAUUGAUGAUAUAUGGGAUGUAGAGGUCUGGAAAAAGAUUAAAAAUGCUUUUCCUGACAAGAAAAACGGAAGUAGGAUUAUUAUAACCACGCGGAAUAAAGUAGUUGCCGAGGGUGUAGAAGACACAUGUUUCGUCUAUGAACUAAGUUUUUUGAGCAAAGACGAGAGCUGGCAAUUGUUCUGUAAGAGAGCAAAACCAACCCCCAACCUGGAGAUGUUAGGUAAGGAGAUGUUAGAUAAAUGUGGAGGUUUACCUCUUGCAAUCGUGAUCCUGAGUGGGCUAUUAUUGCAAAAAAGGACCUACAAAUUUUGGUCCGAUGUGAAGGACCAGCUUUGGAGAAAGUUGAAGGGUGAGUCUUCAGAGAUUCAAGAACUACUAAAUUUGAGUUAUGAUGACUUGUCUUUCAACAUGAGACAAUGUUUUCUAUACCUUGCAAGAUACCCUGAAGACCAUACUAUCAGAGUUUUUAAGUUAAAGUUGUUAUGGAUUGCAGAGGAAUUUGUUGAGGAACACGAUGAAGUAGACAUGGAGGAUGUAGCUGAGGAUUAUGUAAAUGAGCUUAUUAAUCGCAAUAUGAUUCAGAUAGAAUUACAGACUGCAGAUGGGCAAGUUUUGGCGUGCAAGAUCCAUGAUCUUGUACGUGAUCUUGUCAUAGAGAAGGCCAGGGAGCAGAAGAUACUGGGAAUUUUUGACUCAAAUAAACAUCAUCCAAAUCCCAUACGUUCGUUGCAAGGACAGACACGUCAUGCAAUCUACAAUGGAAUUGGUGAGUACUUUAAAUUACUUGGUCCUAAUUCUGGCAAUUUAAAUUUGCGUUCAUUAGCGCUAACUACUAAAACUGCUAGACUUCAAGUAGAGGAAAUAAAGUUGAUGUACACAAGAUUCCAAUAUCUCAAAGUGCUAGACUUGACCAGUGUGAAUAAAUCAGUGGGGAUACCAGAAGAAAUAGGAGAUUUAGUUCUCCUAAAGUUCUUGGGUUUAAUGGGUGGUCCUUACUCUGGUAAAGCUUUAGUGAUUCCUCCAAGUAUAGGCAAAUUGAAAAGGUUACAAACUUUGCAUGGAUCAGUCUAUAUGCAUAAUAGUUACGUAUUUCCAAAAGAGAUAUGUGAGCUUAAGGAACUAAGGCAUAUAUUCUUUAAUGAAAUUGAAGGGAAUUUGAAUAUUGGCAGCGACCAGACAAAGCUCCAAACCAUAAGUGAAAUAAUGUAUAAGGAAUGGUGCCAUAUUGAAACCAAUAAUUGGACCAAUCUCCAUACACUUGUAAUUUCAGAAGAAUAUGGUGAUGAUGAAGAAGAAGAAGAAGAAUAUAGUUUGGAGUCUAUGGCAAAUUUAACAAGUCUCAGAACAUUAGUCCUCCUACUGGGAAUGGGAGUGGGUGGUGUUAUUUCAACAAUGCAACCACUUUCGUCUUGCAAACAUCUCAACAAGUUGGUGUUGUUGUGUAAGAUAAAAGAUCUAGCAGAACUGAAUUUUCUACCAGAUUCAAUUACUGAUUUAACACUAUCAGUUACCACUUCCACAGAAGAUCCGAUGCCCAUUCCGGGGAGUUUGUCAAAUCUUACAUCCCUUUGGUUAAUGAACUGUGGAGACAAAAUGGUUUGUAGUGCAGAUGUGUUUCCGUGUCUACAAUUCUUAAGAAUACAACCCGACAGUGGUGGUCCGUUUGAACUUCAAGUUGAUGACGGAGCUCUGCCUUCUUUAAGAGCUUUUACAUUGGAGCGCCUGCCUUUUUUAAGAGUUUUUUUAUUGAAUGCUGACAGGGAUAUGAUUCCGCUACGAUUAAAGUCUCUUCCUAGUGUACCAGAUUUCCAAGAAUAUUUAUUCUAAAUUAAAAAUAAAGGCAACGUAUAGUUGAAGG